Messenger RNA from Asparagus officinalis (garden asparagus), 2108 nucleotides. Its product is annotated as protein GAMETE EXPRESSED 2-like. Bases 36 to 2108 code for a protein of 690 amino acids. The transcript is spliced from 10 exons. The record is from RefSeq and is a predicted model, not a curated record. Gene Ontology annotation, biological process: actin cytoskeleton organization; pollen sperm cell differentiation. Gene Ontology annotation, molecular function: actin filament binding. NCBI's taxonomy places the organism in Eukaryota, Viridiplantae, Streptophyta, Magnoliopsida, Asparagales, Asparagaceae.
UCCGUUCGUCAAAAUUUGUUCACCAUUUCAACAGCAUGAAGAGCUUAUUUUCUUCGAUUUUAUGGCUAAUUUCGUUGAUUUUAGCCUCAAAUCGCUUGUUAGCUGACGAUUCUACUCCGCAACAGGGUACUGGGGGCAAAUUACCUUUACCAAGCUUUGUUGUAAGUUGGGCAGAUGAUAAGACUGUAUAUGUAGCAGGCGAAAUAGCGGUCAUCAAGGUUAAGAUAUUGGAUGAUUCUUUCAGCGAUAAAAAUCUUAAUCUUAGCAGAUAUGCAAUGAAUCUUUCCCUUUCGGUUCGUGGAAAGAAGGGAAAUAGUUCAUAUAUAUCUGGUGUAAUCCCAUAUUUUGAGGGGGAUCCUAGUUAUUGGAACGUUUCCUUUACCCCAAUUCGAGCUGGAGAGUUUUCUGUUGAAGUCACUGAGGAUAAUUCUGGAAUCACCGAUUCAUCCCUUCAGUUUUUCGUUACACCAGGGCAUAUCUACCCAUCUGCUUGUGAGGUUUCUUGGAUGAACCUUGUUAAUGAAUUUGUUGCUGGAAUGAAAGCUUAUUUGAGGGUAAUUCCCAAAGAUGCAUUUGGUAACAAUAUCUCGUCCGUUAGUCUACCAAAGGGAGAUUACUUUGUGGUGUCUGGAUCUUAUGAAAAUGGGACUGCUGCAGUUGUCCUCGACUUCAGAAACAAUGGUUGGAGUGAAUAUGGAUAUAUUAUUCUUGAGUUCGUCCCCAUCACUUCUGGAAGCCUUUUGUUACAUGCGUUUGGUGAUAAUCGAACUUUAAGCGGUUCUCCUCUACAUUUUCUGGUUAAACCAGGUUCCAUAAGUAUCACCAAUAGUCUGGCUAGAUGGAAAUAUGGAGCAAGCUUUUUGCAAAUUUUCUCAAAGCUUGAAAUAUUUAUACACCAGAAAGAUCAGUUUGGUAAUUCCGUUCCAGGUCUAUAUGCAUUUGAUGCUAGAGUUGUUCACAAAGCUACAAAUUUGUCUGUUCCAGUUGCCGACUUGUUCUUCCAAGAGGUGUCAGAAGGAGUUCAAUUGCUUUCUUUUUCCGUAACAGAACCUGGGGAAUUCAUGCUCACCAUUUUCAAUGCCAAGUUAAAUGAGAGCAUUUCUAAUAUGCCUUAUCAAUAUACUGUCUUCAUAGGUUAUUGCCAUGGAUUAAAUAGCUUUGUCAACGGAUCUGGGCUAGCGAAUUCUAUCUCUGGUAGAAUGUCUCAUUUCAUUGUUUAUUUGGAAGAUCUGUACCACAACCCUUCUCCAGUUGAGGCACAAUGGCUACAAGUACAAAUUUUCAGUAAGAACAGCACAUUUAUUAUUCAUCCAGUGAUGUGGCCUCUAAGGAAUACCAACGGAACAGCACCAAGCCCAGUUUUACUGGAAGGACGUACGGAAUCUCUUUCUAUAUUGCCAGCUGAUGAAGAUAGGCCUUUUGCUGGAAACGCAUCAGUUCUGGCAAGUAAGUAUAGCAUCACAUAUACUGCUGAAAAAUCUGGAGAAUAUGAAAUAUGGGUGCUUUGUGGAAAUAUUGCAUUAAACAAUGGCCAUCCUUACUUGAUGACAGUAUUUCCAGGCAUGGUUGACACAUCAUUUUCAAGUGUCUUCAGUUUUACGUCUAGAGUCGGGAAACUCAUGAGAAACAUGAUCUCUGUACAAUUACUCGAUGCAUAUUUGAACCCCGUCUCGUCAGAAGAAGCAAAACUAAGCUUUGAUAUUAAAGUUUCAAACAGUUCAAGUUUCAUGACAUGGGCUUUUGUAGACAAUAAAGAUGGAUCCUAUGUUGGUUACUACAUGUCAAGAGCUCUUGGUGCUUACAAUAUGUGCAUUUUAUAUGAGGAUAAGCCCUUGGCUCCUUGCCCUUUUGAAAUCCAAGUGUACGAAAGGGAUUAUUUUGCUGAAGCCAAUAAUGACAGCAUUUCUGUGUGGGAAGAUGAGUCAGUUGCUUUUAAUGUCCUAGCAAAUGACUAUGUUCCAGGUGGACAAUUUACUAUAGCUGGAUUUUCGAUGGCUUGGUCCAUUUUAUUGCAUGAUCAUCUCUAUGCCUUAUGCAAAUUUUCUUUGAUUGUUAUGCUUGACAUUGAGCAUGUGUUGCCCAUAAGAAUCUUUCUGGAGGAGUCUUGA